Messenger RNA from Cyphomyrmex costatus, 2033 nucleotides. RefSeq names its product arylsulfatase B. Gene Ontology annotation, molecular function: sulfuric ester hydrolase activity. The transcript is spliced from 8 exons. Bases 135 to 1820 code for a protein of 561 amino acids. NCBI's taxonomy places the organism in Eukaryota, Metazoa, Arthropoda, Insecta, Hymenoptera, Formicidae. The record is from RefSeq and is a predicted model, not a curated record.
CUGGUCUAAACUUUUCAAAAUUUAAACAGCUCAUUGUGGUAACGACGAUUCCACGUGAGAAUAUAUGAAUUUAACGUAACUAUGAUAAUAUCGAACUAAUAAAAAAAUUAGUGAGAGCAAUUAGUCAGAACAACAUGUCAUUUGUCUUCGUACUGACAGUUUUAAGUGUGAGCCUUUAUUUCGGUUCGACUUGUGCAGCUACGCAACCACCCAACAUUGUCGUUAUCAUCGCUGAUGAUCUUGGAUGGAACGAUGUUAGCUUUCACGGUGCCGAUGAGAUCCCUACUCCGAAUAUAGACGCUCUCGCAUACAAUGGCAUAAUAUUGAAUCGACAUUAUGUAUUGCCAGUGUGCACACCAUCAAGAGUAGCUUUCCUCACUGGACGACAUCCUCUAAGGACAGGCAUGCAGGGAUACCCCUUGAAAGCAGCCGAACCACGUGGUAUGCACUUGAACGAUACUCUUUUACCUGAAUAUCUUCGUAGACUCGGAUAUACUACUCAUCUCGUAGGGAAAUGGCAUGUUGGUUAUCUCACGAGAAAUUAUGGACCCACUCGUCGUGGUUUUGAUACUUUCUUAGGAUAUUACAACGGCUUAAUUCAAUACUUCAAUCAUACAACAUCCCAAGACGGACAAGUAGGAUAUGAUUUACACCGUAUUGUAGGCGACAAUAACACAGUUGAAUACAGAUAUGACUACAUGACUAAUAUUAUAACCGAGGAGGCUGAAAGUAUUAUUUCAUCGCAUAAUACUAAGAAACCCAUGUAUCUCCAACUAGCACAUCUCGCCUCACAUGCUAGCGAUGCCGAAGAAAUCAUGGAAGUAUAUGAUUGGGAAGAAACUAAUGCUACUCUCGGCUACAUUCAAGACCUGAAUAGAAGGAAAUUCGCAAGUGUUGUUGCUACGUUAGAUAAAUCGGUUGGUCGGGUGGUCGAUGCUCUUAAUAAGAAGGACAUGUUAAAAAAUACGAUCAUACUAUUUAUGAGCGAUAAUGGAGCACAGACCGAAGGUUUCUUGGAAAAUUUUGGAUCCAAUUAUCCAUUGCGAGGGUUGAAAUUCUCGCUAUUCGAAGGAGGUGUUCGAGGUGCGGCAUGCAUUUACUCACCCUUGAUUGAGAAAUCGUCGAUAAUUUCGACGCAAUUAUUUCAUAUUACCGAUUGGCUACCUACACUAUACUCCGCAGCUGGCGGUAAUUCAAAGGAUUUAAAUAAUUUGGACGGCAUUAACCAGUGGUCCACAAUCAAGACAGAGGAAGCUACAAAGCGGAAAUCGGUUGUCAUAAAUAUCGAGGAUGUUGACAACAGUGCGGCAUUAAAGGGACGUUACAAACUCGUUCAAGAUAAAUCCGACUAUCAGAAGCAUUAUACUAACUAUAACGGUAGCAAUCCGUCAUAUCCCAAGUACAACGUGACAAAUGUGUUAAAGUCACCAGCCGCAUUGGCCAUAGCGAAUGUUUCAACUCACGUUGUAACUGCGAGUAAAAUAGAAAAGCUCCGAAAAGAGGCCACGGUAGUUUGCAAGGAUCCUACAAAUACCUCCAGUUGCGAGAAUCGCACUUGCUUAUUCGAUAUCUAUGAAGAUCCUUGCGAAAUUACGGAUAUAUCCUCGCAAUAUCCUGAGAUCGUGCAAAGUUUGAUCGAGCUUAUUGACUGCUACAAAAUGUUGGGCUUCGAGAAAGAGAUCAGUUUAGAUUCUGAUCCUGCUGGCUAUCCAUCCAACUUUAACAACACUUGGAUGCCCUGGUUGCCGGACGACUAUGUGGCGAGCAACAAAAUAGAUUUCACGAUAAACGGAGCUAUGAAGACAUGUAACGACAUAUAACUUUACUUCGACCUUGUUUGAGGCCGUUUGUGAUUCCGCUGAGAAACGCGAUUGAAAACUGUUUUGAGACGUUGAUGCAUAUGUUAAUUGUUGUCACAAAUAGAUAAGUCUUGAGAUCAAUUUGAUACUAACGAUAAGAUACAUAUAUUUGUUAUAUUUUUAAUCGCGAAGAGCUUCUCGGAUAUAAUGUUGCCUUCUUUUAUCUUUUGACAC